AUGCUUAAACUGGGGAGAGAGAGGAACACAGCCCCUAGGAGAAGAGCCAAGGCGCCCGCCAGGCUUGCUGGUGCACUGGACCAAAGAGGAGAAUUACAUGUUCCGGCUGGCGUGCCCGAGCGGGACUGUGACUAUUACGACGAGAAGGUCGUCAAGGUGCUGAAUUCGGAGCUGGCGGACGCGCUUGGGGGGCUCCUGAAUCGGUGCACGGCCCCCAGCAUUAACCCCAGCAACACCUACCCUCGCUUCUCAGAGUCCUGCUUUCCGAAGGAGACAGAGGCCACGGGCAGGGCUUCUGCGGAAGACUACGAGCUCGUGGCGUCUGUGGCGUCGCUGCCUCUGCAGGUGGCUGGUUAUUUCGAAGGUUUCCAGAUCUACAAGGCUUUGGAAUGCAUCGCCCUGUGCGUGCGGCAGACCAACGGUUUCUUCCAGAGACACAGGCCCUGGAAACUCGACCAAAAAGACCCUGGCGAGCAGCUCUGGCUGGACACCGUCGUCCACGUGACGCUGGAGUGCCUGCGUGUCUACGGGACGCUCCUGCAGCCCGUGAUCCCUCACGCCGCGGACAGGCUGCUUUCCAGGCUGGCUGUUGAGCCGGAGGAGAGAGGCCUCUCGAGUCUGACGUUCCUGCCCCGCUACGACGGGAAGCCGUGUCCCUUUGAGGGGCGACAGCUCGGACCCGACACCGGCGUCUUGUUCCCCCGGCUGCUGAGGUCCCUCGGGAUGGCCGCAGGACCACCUCGCCUCCCAGCCACGCUCCCAGCACGCCUGCUGAGCGUGCAGCCUGCCCUGCCACCCAGAUCGUUCAUGAAGACGCUGAACAAGCCCAGCGUUGACCCCUGGGGUGCACUGUUUGUUACCAGUGCUCAGCUGGACUUUGUGUCCCUGAUCGCUGCCUUCUAG
Opisthocomus hoazin is the source of this 903-nucleotide messenger RNA. Lineage: Eukaryota; Metazoa; Chordata; Aves; Opisthocomiformes; Opisthocomidae. The record is from RefSeq and is a predicted model, not a curated record.